This is a messenger RNA of Vanessa tameamea, 4406 nucleotides long. RefSeq names its product protein enabled (gene ena). The transcript has 15 exons. The coding region runs from base 195 to 2348 and encodes 717 amino acids. Lineage: Eukaryota; Metazoa; Arthropoda; Insecta; Lepidoptera; Nymphalidae. Gene Ontology annotation, molecular function: SH3 domain binding. The record is from RefSeq and is a predicted model, not a curated record.
GUGAUUACUUCGCACGCGCGGACGUAUAGAUAGUCGAUCGAUAGAUCCUUAUACGUUUUCUGUGACUGUGUUUUGAUACUGUGACAAAACUCCAUUGUGUUUGUGGAAUGCAAUCGUGAUUAUUUAUAUGUGAUUGAAUAAUUUUGAUGGUUUUAUGAUAUGAAUGGGUUCUUUGACAUAUAUUAAGUGACAAAAUGAGGCGAAUGAAAAUGAACCUGAACCCAGAUUUGGGUGACCUCGAAGAGAUGCUCGCACACGUUCAGACCCAGAUCGAACACGAGAUAGUCUUGGAAAAGGAAUCGAAGAUGCCGUCCCUGACCAGCGUCCAGGAAUCGCCGAAAAUGAAGCGUUCGUCUUCCGCGACGAAGGCAGACAGCUUCGAAUACCGCCGGCCGUUGCCUAGACCACAUUUAAAUAGGAUUAACAGCGACGACGGUGUGGUAAUAUCAGACGAUCAAAGAAAUGAAUAUGGCCAAACAAAUGUAAAUCAAAACGGAUUGAGAGGUUCUCAAACAAGUCUUAAAUCAGACGACACAAUUUCCCUCCAAUCAUUUCGUUCGGAGCCGGUCCAGAGGCAUUCUGUCAUGAGCCUCCCGGAUAAAAGGGACAGUGCUUCAUUAAACGGGAGGGGUAAGACGGCUACUUUGCCCAGAGGAUACGGUUCGACGAGAGAGAAGAAUUGGGAGGAUUACUGGGCGCACGAGCAAUCGAUCAGCAGCGCGCGCGCAUCCGUCAUGGUGUACGACGACACCAUGAAACGAUGGAUACCGUCAGGCUCGAGCUCCGGUCUCUCCAAAGUUCAUAUCUACCACCACACCCAGCACAACACCUUCCGAGUCGUGGGCAGGAAACUGAACGAUCACGAAGUCGUAAUAAACUGCGGUAUCGUCCGCGGCCUCAAGUACAACCAGGCGACGGCUACCUUCCACCAAUGGCGCGACGCACGCCACGUCUACGGGCUGAAUUUCUCCUGUCGGGAGGACGCCGAUAGCUUCGCGAGAGCGAUGAUGCAUACAUUGGAGAUCCUAGCGAAUAAAGUCGUCAAUAACACAGCGCCGCCGCCUCCGCAGCCGCCGAACCCGCCCGUGCCGUACAACGGACAUAACAACACUCACUACGAUGAAGAUAUGGGCUACAGAACGAUGACACGCGAAGAUGCGGCGAUACUUCAGCAGCCACAGUACCAUGCGCCCCACCAUCAGCAGCACCAACAGCACCAGCCAAUCCAGCAGCACCAGCCAAUCCAGCAGCACCAGCCUAUCCAGCAGCACCAGCAGCUCCACCAACAGCAUCAGCAGGCGAGCCAGUAUCAUGCGCCACACCAUCAUCAUCCGGCGGUCGUUCCGGCGGCGGCCAGCACGGCGCCCGCGCCGCCCCCCCACGGCGUGCACACGCUGCCGCACGCGCCCGCGCCGCACGGCCACCACCGCACCAACAGCGCCCCCAUGGCGCCCAACAUGUCGCUGUCGGCGGCGGGCGCGCCGGCCCCGCCCCCCGUGCCGCCGCACCAGAACCUGCCCGCGCCCCCCGCGCCGCCCGCGCCGCCCGCGCCGCCCAACGGUCCGAUAGCUCCGCCCACUCCACCCGCGGCUCCUCAACCACCGCCAAUGCAACAGCCAGUGGCACCCCCAGUGCAGGCCCCCGCACCACCACCUCCACCACCACCACAGCCGCAACCGCAGCAGCAGGCUCCCGUCGCGCCAUCGCCCGCCGGGCCCCCGCCCCCGCCUCCCCCACCGCAGCCCCCCGCCGCGGAUCCCACGGGACUCGCCGCGCAACUGCAGCAGGCCAGGCUGAAAAGACAGGCUAAGCAGCAGCAGCAGCAGUCGACGGUGGGCGGCGGCGGCGGCGGCGGCGGCGGCGAGGGCUCCCCGCCGGGCGGCGCGGGCGCGGCGGCGGGCGAGCCCCCGGGCGGCGGCGCGCGCGGCAACCUGCACUGCAUGAUGCACGAGAUGCAGCGCACGCUGGCGCGGCGCCGCGCGCACCUCGCGCACCUCGACCGGAACGAGGAAUCUUCGACGGAGAGUUCGGCAAGCUCCACACCUAUGAAGUCCUGGGAGCGAUCAGCGACACUGCCUCAUCGACUGCCUGCCGCGUGUAACGGCAACACACCGAACACGGAGUGCGCGGCGCCCACGCAGUCCCCGCGCGCCGCCCGCAAGCGCUUCGGCUCCGCCAGCGAGGAGACCAUCCUCAAGCAAGUGAACGGUGGCAACGACAACGGCUGCGCGAGCGCCGCCGACUGGGAGAGCUUCAAGCAGGACGUCAUGCGCGAGAUACGCACGCAAGUGAGCCAGAUGAAGCGGGAGAUACUAGACGCCAUAAAGGUGGAGUUCGCCCGCAGGUAAGCUAGUCGGCGCAGACACCACCGGUGAACGAUUUUAUAUACAUAUACAAAGAAACCACCUGUCCAUAAGUAUGUUGAAUUGUAUAACACCAAGUUUGUAUGUGAAGUUACAAUAUACCGAUAACAUUAUUAUAUAUAUGCUAAUUUAUACUGAAAUUGUUACAAAAUUAAACAGAGAAAUGAGAAAAUAGGUCGUAUAUCGACUUAAAACUACUUCAAUAUCAAACGAUAGAUAUGCCAUUGAAAAAAAAACACAAUACAGUUUAAAUUCUGAUUCUCUAAAUAAACGGCUGUGACAGACAGACGGACACAUAAAUGGUAAACUUUGAUGUAUAGUCUGUGCAAUUAAAUCAUCGGCUACAGAUUAAAAAUACAAUGUCUUAAGUAUUUUACUAAAAUAUACUUAGACUAGAACAUUGAGAUCCUAGAGCUAAACGCUUCUGCCCCAAAAUUGGAUCUUGAUAUUUCCUCUCGUAUUUAUAAAACAUCCGUUCACAAGUGUCGUCUGAGUAUUGUGAUUGAUAUUUAGAGUUGCCAGUUUAAAAAAAAAUAAACAACGAUAGUGCUGCCAUAUGAAACUGGUGAUUUCAUUAAUGGCGACGAUUUCUUUGUAAGGAAUAGUUUGCGCACGAGUAAUGGAGCAUAAAGCAAGUUGUGUUUUUUUUUAAUUUUAUACUUAAAAAAAAUAUUUAUUCGGAUAUGUAUUACCGUGUACGUAGAUUUUAAGACGAUAUACAAUUAAUAAGAUUCCUAUUGAUUUCUGAACGAUAUAUUCUAAAAAUAUUUAUAAUUUUCAUUUAAGCAGACAGUUAUAUAGUCUUUUAUAUAUCUUUUUUUGUAUUUUCUUAUGCUAUUGUAAUUUUUUUCUCAAUACUAACAAAAGUAUUUUUUUUUUAUUCGAUCAGAAAUCGAUAGUUGUCUAAAUAAAAAAAUAUGUGUUAUAAUCAAUUAGUGUCAAGUUAUAUCUAGUAUUAUUAUUGUAUUUAUUGACUAAAUACGGUAAUGGCAACACAGAAGAUAUAAAAAAAAUACUUUUUUUUUUCUUACUGGUCUAUGUUUAUAUAUUUUUUUAUAUGUAAUCUGUGUUGGUAUUAACCAAGAAUUUAGAGGAGUAAGUACUUUACAAGUGAAUGUAUUUAAAGCAAGCUCUUUGCGCUUGUCGGAUGAAAUUAAAAUUUUUUUCGUUUCUUAUUCUUAGGUUGGCUUUUGCAGUAAAUUGUCUUCCAUGAAUUUAUUAAGUAUAAUAAUUCCUAUCAAAAAGGUCAUAACGUACUUUGUUUUUAAUGUUCCCUACACAAUUUUAAAUACAUUGUCAAUAAAGUUAUUAUGGUAAGUCAUAAAAAUUUUCGCGUUUUAGUUCUGGUUCGCAAAUAUAAUAUUAGAGUAUUUACCAGAAUGUACUACGAGUAAUGCGUAUUAUUUUAGCUUUAUAAUUUUUUGCUGAUAUAGGCCAAACUAGAUUUAAGUGCUAAAUAGCGCUUCUAAAAGUUGUUAAUUUCAUCCGACAGAACAGAAAUUGUAUCACAAGUAAUGAAGGUUUUAUUCAAGUACAAGUCAAUAUAACUUUUUGGAAAUCAUCGACUUGUAAACGUCGACGUAGCCAUUUUGUUUUUUUCUGACAUUUUCUUCUCAAAUAAAAAAAAAAUUGAUUAAUUAUAGUUUAAUUUGAGUCACAAUUUCUAAAACUAUUAUUCAAUGUAGAAGCAUUGCAAUCGUUUAUAGUCAAAGUAAAAAUCCAUAACCGGUUCAGAAAAUACCCUGACUUGAUAAGAAAUUCAAGGGGUUUUUGAGCGGGGGUUUAAUUGUAAUGCUUCUUCAACAUACAGAGGAAGAGUAGUGUUAGUAUUAAUCUCAGGCUACGUCAAUGUUUGUAAUUAACGUCACAUUUUAGUUGUAAGUAAUUCACUGACUGAUAUACCAUUCCAUAAAAAAACUGUCCGUUUUUUUAAAUUGACAUUUUAACGUUUUUUUUUUUUUUCAUGUUUUUUUUUUCUUCAUGCAUCGAUAGAUAAUAUUAAACAGUUAUAGUACAAAAUAAAUCAAUGAAUCGAUUGUUUUG